Molecule: messenger RNA, 912 nt
Organism: Zerene cesonia (dogface butterfly)
Lineage: Eukaryota; Metazoa; Arthropoda; Insecta; Lepidoptera; Pieridae
Exons: 1
Coding region: 1-912 (303 amino acids)
Molecular function (GO): nucleic acid binding; zinc ion binding
Source: RefSeq, a predicted model, not a curated record
AUGUCGUUGAGUGGAAAUGCGUCAUUUUGUAGCAAUCUCAUGUUCGACCACCGCGCGCAAGAAUGGUGUAUAUUCAUAAGUCGUUUUAAACAAUGUUGCACAGCUAACGAUAUUGAUGAUAGGUCAGACAAAGCCGGGGUGAAACGCCGUGCGUUGUCAUUAACGGCUUUGGUGGAAGAUACUUAUCGCGUCGCAAAAGAUUUGGUGUUCCCCACGGAUCUAGAAGAUAUCGAGUAUGCUACGCUCGUGCAGAAGUUAAACGAUCAUUUCAUCGCGAAGAGAAGUACUUUCGCCGAAAGAUAUUUGUUCUAUAAGGCUGAACAAAGACCCGGGGAAGAUUUAAAUGAAUGGGCGUCGCGAGUUCGACAUUUAGCGCAGCAUUGUGGUUUCAAGGCCAGGUUAGACACAGCACUACGAGACAGAUUUGUAUUGGGUUUAGUAAAUUCCAAAGAAAAAGAAAAAUUGUUCGCUGAGAAUAUUGACAAUUUAUCGUUCAGCAAGGCGUUGGAGAUGGCCUUAAACGUACAGUGUGCCCGUGCGGCGUUACAAAAUGCUGAUGUGGUAUCAUCGGGGAGUUCGCAGCCCGGAGUCGAACGCGGCUCAGUUGGUGUGUUUGCGGUCCGUCCCGGCGCCCCGGGGAGGGCGGCCCGGGCCUCCACCUUCAGUGAAAAAGUGUUAUGUGUUGUGUGCGGUGGUAAAGGUCAUUCCAAAGAGCAGUGUCGGUUCAAAAGUUACAGUUGUAAUAAGUGCGGUAAACAAGGACAUUUACAACGAGUUUGUAAUAUGAAUGUUAAGCGUAAUAAUUAUGUAGAAAUGCACGGCAAAGACUCGGAAGUUGGUGAGUUAUUCAAUAUUAAAUGUUUAAAGGGAGAACCGAUGCGUCUUUUUUGCGGUUUUAUUGGAUUCGCAUAA